AAGAGGAUUUGCUUAACUUAGUGAACAUUCUUGAUCUUAACCUUAAGGGUAACAUCACAGUGAUUUCCUCACCGAUGUUUACACGUAGUCCACGGCUUGAUCUGCUUCGAGACUUCUAAGAAGCUCGUGAUUUGGAACCCUACCAUGAGACGUUUCUUAACUUUACCUGAACCUGAAAACAGCAGUUUGAGAUACGUAAGAGGUUUUUUAGGAUAUGAUCCAAUCGAGUGUCAAUACAAAGUACUAAGCUUUCUUACAGACCAAGGGAUUCGGGUUCUGACAGUGAGAGCUCAAGAAUCAUGGAGGAUGAUCGAAGCUAAUCCUCUACAUUUGCCUGCCCCUACUAAAGGCUACGCGCAAUGCAUUAACGGAAUUUUGUACUAUGAAGCUUUUUGUGGUUUGACUCUGAAGCAUGCUAUAAUGAGCUUUGAUCUCAGGUUUGAAACGUUCAAUUUAAUUGAAUUUCCGAUGAAUGAUCACAUGCGCGGUUUAUUGGUACCUUAUGAGGGAAGGUUAGCUUUAGUUAAUUCUAUGUGCACUGGUGUUGAAAUAUGGAUUAUGGAGGAUGGAGAGAAUCAGAAAUGGUCAUUUAAACACGUUAUGUACCCUACCUCUGUCAAAAUUUGGCGGACUCUAGAUUUGAAGGGUGUUACUGAUGAUGGUGAGCUUGUUUAUACACCAAGGAGUUUGUCUAAGUCGUUCCAUGUUGUGUAUUUUGAUCUGAAGAGAAAGAGUAUAAGAGAAACUAAGUUUAAAGGAAUUGCAUGUGACUUAUUUAGGAAACUUAAGGGACUUGGAUUUGGUCCUCUCAGUGAUUUAGAUGUUUUCCCAAAUCACAUUGAGAGUCUCUUGUCCUUGUAAGAACAUUCACAUCUCGUUGCUCUUGAUCAUUCAUCUAUGAGAUUUUGAGAUUGUUUGACGUCUUUAGGUUUUCUUGUAAAGAUUUGUAAUCAUUCAUUAAUUUCAAGAUAUUUAUCCCGGCAUGUUAUAUAUAACAAUGUGGAUAGUGCAAACUAUAUUGUUGAAGUCUGUAUGAUCUAUGGAUUUUGAAGGAUGGUAUAUUAAAAAAAUUUGACAUGA
Arabidopsis arenosa is the source of this 1080-nucleotide messenger RNA. Lineage: Eukaryota; Viridiplantae; Streptophyta; Magnoliopsida; Brassicales; Brassicaceae. The record is from the annotation of a GenBank genome assembly.